Molecule: messenger RNA, 780 nt
Organism: Mus musculus (house mouse)
Lineage: Eukaryota; Metazoa; Chordata; Mammalia; Rodentia; Muridae
Product: predicted pseudogene 5958
Exons: 1
Coding region: 446-742 (98 amino acids)
Source: RefSeq, a predicted model, not a curated record
GUUUAAAUUGGUUCAACUACAUAACCCUGACACAAUCCUGAAUAAUGAGACCUAGCAACCCCAAAUGAAGAACACAGUCAUCCACCUUCCUGAUGAACAUAAAUGCAUAAAUAGAAACUUACAAAAUUCAUAAUCACCUUGAGGAGAUCAUAUAGCAUGAUAAAAUUGGUUUUAUCCCAAGAUUCAAAUCAAGGUUGGUUCAAAUAUACAAAUCAAUCCUCUUAAUAGCCGCCUAGACAGAAAUUGCAUAAUCAUCUUGACUAUGGCAUAGGUGCAGCUUGAAUCCAAACAUUCUGACUCUGAAAUCCUUUCUUCUACCGCUCUCCAUUGUGCUUUUCAAAAGAUCUGCUUUAUAUCUUAGGCGUUAGGAAUAAAGUGCAAGACUCCUGUCCCAGCCACCAUCAGCAGCAGUUGCAGCCUGGCCUCACUCCUCAAUUUGGCAAAAAUGCCCACAGAGACUGAGAGAUGCAUCGAGUCCCCGAUUGCUGUUUUCCAAAAGUGCAGUCGGAAGGAAGAAAAGAGCUAUCAGCUCUCCAAAACUGAGUCCCUUUCCUUCAUGAACAUUGAGAUGGCCACCACCAUGAACAAGCAGAAGGACCCAGGUGCCCUUGACCAAAUGAUGAAGAAGCUGAAUCUCAACCGUGAUUGGCAGCUAGAUUUCCAAGAGUUUCUCAACCUUAUAGAUGGCUUAGCUAUAGCAUGGCAUGAGUUCUUCCUCUGGAUUUCCCAGAAGCGUAUCUAACCCUCUUCGUUCCCUUCCAACCACCAAGUCAUCACCUC